Molecule: messenger RNA, 3693 nt
Organism: Mastomys coucha (southern multimammate mouse)
Lineage: Eukaryota; Metazoa; Chordata; Mammalia; Rodentia; Muridae
Gene: Ankrd13c
Product: ankyrin repeat domain 13C
Exons: 13
Coding region: 93-1718 (541 amino acids)
Cellular component (GO): cytoplasm
Molecular function (GO): protein binding
Source: RefSeq, a predicted model, not a curated record
CGCGGCCGCCCCUCUAAUCUCCCGGCGCCGCCGCCGCGCCGGCUCGGCCCGCGGUGAGCCUCCCGGAGCCUGUCCCGCGCGCCGCGGCGGCGAUGACCGGGGAGAAGAUCCGCUCCCUGCGGAGGGACCACAAGCCCAGCAAAGAGGACGGGGACGUGCUGGAGCCCUGCGAGGAGGAGGCGACGGCCGCGCUCAGCGGCGCCUUCACCGGGGGCAGAAGCGGACCUGGCGGCGGCGGCAAGGGUGGCAAGGCCUGCCAUAAGAUCUUCAGCCACCACCACCACCGGCUGCAGCUCAAGGCGCCCGCCGCGCCGGGCCCCGGCGUUCCGGCUCCGCCGCAGCACAACGCAGUGACUGCCACCUGCCCGGCCCCGGCCUGCCUGGGCAGCAACCCUGCCUUGGUCGCCGAUGGAGGCAGCUGCCCCUCGCUCUACCCGGUUCACGAGUGCGUCUUUAAGGGGGACGUGAGGAGGUUGUCCUCGCUCAUCCGCACGCACAAUAUCGGACAGAAAGAUAAUCAUGGAAACACUCCUUUACAUCUUGCUGUGAUGUUAGGAAAUAAAGAAUGUGCACAUUUACUGUUGGCUCACAAUGCUCCAGUAAAGGUGAAAAAUGCUCAGGGAUGGAGCCCUCUUGCGGAAGCCAUCAGCUAUGGAGACAGACAGAUGAUCACAGCUCUUCUAAGGAAACUCAAGCAGCAAUCUAGGGAAAGUGUUGGAGAAAAACGACCUAGGUUGUUAAAAGCCCUAAAAGAGUUAGGUGACUUUUACCUAGAACUUCACUGGGAUUUUCAAAGCUGGGUGCCUUUGCUUUCCCGAAUUCUGCCUUCUGAUGCCUGUAAAAUAUACAAGCAAGGUAUCAACAUCAGGCUUGACACAACUCUCAUAGACUUUACUGACAUGAAGUGCCAACGAGGGGAUCUAAGCUUUAUCUUCAAUGGGGAUGCUGCACCCUCUGAGUCUUUUGUAGUGUUAGACAAUGAACAAAAAGUUUAUCAGCGAAUACACCACGAGGAGUCAGAGAUGGAAACAGAAGAAGAAGUUGAUAUUUUAAUGAGCAGCGAUAUUUAUUCUGCAACUUUAUCAACCAAAUCAAUUUCUUUCACACGUGCCCAAACUGGAUGGCUUUUUCGGGAAGAUAAAACAGAAAGAGUAGGAAACUUUUUGGCAGACUUUUAUCUGGUGAAUGGACUUGUUCUAGAAUCAAGGAAAAGAAGAGAACACCUCAGUGAGGAGGACAUUCUGCGGAAUAAGGCCAUCAUGGAGAGUCUGAGCAAAGGUGGCAGCCUGGCGGAGCAGAACUUUGAGCCGGUUAGAAGACAGUCCCUUACCCCUCCUCCUCAGAACACUAUUACGUGGGAAGAAUACAUAUCUGCUGAAAAUGGAAAGGCACCACACCUGGGCAGAGAACUGGUGUGCAAAGAGAGCAAGAAAACAUUUAAAGCCACUGUAGCCAUGAGCCAGGAAUUUCCCCUGGGAAUUGAGUCAUUGUUGAAUGUUCUAGAAGUAAUAGCACCCUUCAAGCACUUUAACAAGCUUAGAGAAUUUGUUCAAAUGAAGCUUCCUCCAGGCUUUCCUGUAAAAUUAGAUAUACCUGUGUUUCCCACAAUCACAGCCACUGUGACUUUUCAGGAGUUCCGAUGUGAUGAAUUUGAUGGAUCCAUCUUUGCUAUCCCUGAAGACUACAAGGAAGACCCAAGUCGUUUUCCUGACCUUUAACUGAUCCAGAAGAGCAAGAGGCUCUAGGUGGCAAGGACAGAGCUUCUUUAAGCAGAGUCAACACAUCAGUGAUGUGAUAAAAACCUGACCUCUAAUAAAACAUCCACAGCUUCCUGACGUGCCAUUCAUUCAUCUUUUUAAAGUCACUUCCUGUCUGUAAUAGUUUGACACCCAGUGACCCUGAGACCUUCCUAUGUAAAGCAGCUGUGAGUGCUGUGAUUUGUUUUUAAAGAUUUUUACACUUCUUGUUGAAAUAUAUAUCAUAUAAAUAUAUCUAUAGCUAUAUCUAAAACACUCCUGGACCAUUAACGUAAAUUCUGUGUCUUAAGAGAUAUAAAAUCCUUUGAAAUGCGUCACCUUUAAACAGGGUGGCAUGUAUAAAUGUUCCUUUAGACUUUGUUUUCAUCAUUAUGUAUAGUUCUGUAAUUUGAAUGUUUAAUCAACUAGAAGGAAUGCAGUUUUCUGAGGUGAACAGAGCAUUGGUAACCAUCAGUCUCAUUUACAGCCUGUUGCAAUACAUUCCAAGGGAACGCUCCCUGCAGGGAAUGUGGUGCACCCCCACCCACCCCCAGCACCUUGAUAACAGUUGGCAUUUACAAGCUGCAAUGCAUUCCAAGGGAUGCUCCCUGCAGGGAAUGCGGUGCGCCCCCCAGCACCUUCACGCAGCUCAUCGUGGUGCUCUUUGUUUCACCUGAAUCCUUUUUCAGUGGAAACUGUUUGUUACUGAUCUUCCUUUCAUAGAACCUCUAUUUUUUUUUUUUUUUCCUAAACUUGAGUUUAAAGGUCCUUGUUCUAUUGACAGGUACGGUAACAUGCUUACAGCCAACCCUCUCCUAAGUAUCAGCACUUUAAACAAAUUCCAAAUUUUUAAACUUGCUUCCUAGUAAGUGCAUGUAAGUCAGAUUAUUUUUAAUGGAAUAUGGAUGCAUUGGUGUCAAUUUUAAAAAAAAAAUAUGUAUUUUGGACAAUUAUGUAUGUAAUGCUUUCAAAAUAAGGUAAAAAAAUUUUAUAUGCAACAGUAUAUUUGUUAUAGGCUAAAAGUCCAGAAACACACAAGAUUGAAAGUUCUUUUUCUUUUUAAGUCACAGGAAAAUAACUAUUGAUUUGUCUCCAAAGUGUUAAAAUAAUGCAUUACUCAUUUUUGCACCUAAACUUUUUCAUAUUUAUUAAAAGAUGGUUUAAAGAUCCAAGAAUGAAAAUAAAUAAGGGAGAAUAAUGUUCAAAUCAUAACAGUAUCAUGUUGUAUUAGAGACUUAAUUAGCUAACCGUUUGUGUCCUGAUGAGAUGUGUCAAGGAUGCACCUGUCAGGUUGUUAUAGCGUGAGUAGUAGUUUAAACUUAUACCAAAACUUUUAUUGAAAGAUGACUUAUUUAAAAGUCCAAAGUGUCAGCCAUAAGAUUUUUAUCUCUUUACAGUUGCAUCUCACACAGUGAUACCACCUGGCACAUGUUGACAUUUUACUUUUUAUAAGAAAAAUAAUUGAGUUAAAAAAUCAAAGCCCUAAUCACUCCAGUAAGUGAUGUUUAAUUUUAAGAACUGAGAAGCCCAAAGCUAGCAUGAAAUGGAGGCAGACAGUGGCUGAUUCAGUGUGUUAGCUUCUUAGUUCUGUUGUCAAUCAUGAUGUCCAAGGUUCUGAAAGGCAGUGAUCACCGUUGUUUUAGGCUCAUUGGCUUGAACAUGUAGGAAAAAAAAUGAUAAAUUUGCAGUUUUGGACUUAAAGAAGUUCUUAAACAUAUGUGAAUAGUUUGCUGGGUAACACUGGAGAUAGGACUACUGAAAAUUGUUGCACUGGAUUGUACUACUGAAAAUUGUUGCACUGGAUUGUUUUAAGACUUCAAUUUUUCUUUAAUGAGUAGUAGAAUCAGAUUGUCCAUUCCAAAAUGUUUUUUCUCUGAUUACAAAGAACAAGUGUAUCUCUUAUGAUGGUGGAAAAAAAGGAGUUAAUUAAUGCAAAUAAACUUUUCACAAUAUUAGA